AUAUAUUGUCAAGUCAGGCUGUGGACACUGAUCUGCUCUCGUCAAUCUAAUUUCUACUGCUAAGUUGCUGCUUGGAUAAUUUGGAAUGUACCAAAACCACAUCAAAGAGACCAACAACAACUGCAACGAAGGCCUUCUCAGUGAUCACAAGGAAAAGCUUUUCCAUGCUAUUAAAAGAAUAAAGCACGAGGUAGAUGAGUGCAGAGAAGCAGAGAGAGGAACAUACAUAGAGUCACGACAAGUAGAGAAUAGUUUUGAUUCACUGGAACGAGAAAUCAGUGCCGAGUUUCAAAACCUCCAUAGUUUCCUGGAUGAGGAGGAGUGUAAGGAGAUGGAUCGACUGAGGAGGGAGAGACAGAAACAACUGAAGCAGCUGAAGGAACGAAAGAAGAAGAUGGCGGAGCAAGGGAGAGACCUGGAGAGAGCAAUCUCGGUGCUAAACAGCAAACUGACCGAGGAGAACAGUCCUAAACUAAUCAGAGAAAUCCAAGAUCUCCUAAAAAGGUCUAAGGUGCGCUUUGUUCCUCCGGCAGAAGUCGACACUGAGGUGCGCUCCGGCCAGUUUGUGGGGCCAAUACAGUACAGGAUAUGGAAGCACAUGAAAAGCUGCCUUUACCCAAAUAUUACACCAAUGACCAUUGACCCCGACACAGCCCACCCUAAUCUGUCGGUGUCCCAGUCUUGCACCUCAGUAUGCUUUGAGGAGGACAAGGACACAAAGCACGUCCAGGCCAACCCACAACGCUUCCACUACUACUACUGCGCGUUGGGCCAUCAGAGCUUCACGACGGGCCGACACUACUGGGAGGUGGACGUGGGACAAAAGACAGCAUGGAGGUUGGGCGUUGCACGAGAAGACGUCCCGAGAGGCGAGAUGGAUGCUACUGGCGAGUCCAGCGGCCUCUGGACUCUGGCCCUGAUGGGCGGAUUCGUCCAAGCCUACACCGACCCCAAGCCCACCAAGGUCAACGUAUCGCUGCGACUCGUCCGCAUCGGUGUGUUCUUAGAUUGUGAAAAGGAGGAAGUGUCUUUCUAUAAUGCCGUUACCAUGGCGCCCAUCUAUACCUUUACAAUGGGGACGGUUGGGGUUCCUUUGUUCCCCUUCUAUAAUCCAUGUGAUGCGGAUGAUGGGAAGAACACAGAAUCGCUUAAAAUCUUUAACCCUUCACUAUGACCUGGAGGGCCUGCAGGGAUUUCCAACAAAAGUAGCAAAUUUUAUAUGAAUAAAAUCAUUCUUACAUUUAGAGCUGAAAAACUAUAAUUUGUUAGUGUUUUAAAUAUCAGUCAAUGGUUGGUAGGAAACAUUUUCAAACAAAUGCGUUUGCUUUAUUUUGUCAUAGGGUUUGGGUUUGGAAUAGUCAUGAUGGACAAAACAAGCCAUAUUUUGGAUUCAAAAAUAUUUUUUUGAGCAUUUUAUGACAAAAACACAUACAUAUAACACAGAUUUGAUGAUAAAAUAAAGUCAUUGUUUGUUGCAGCCCUAAUGAUAUGACAAACAUGCCUAAACUUUCUGAAUAAGAAAAAAUCCACUUUAAAUGGUUUUUAUAACCAUUAUUUGUGUCUGUUUUCAAUGAAAAUCUGAAGUAAAUGUGAGCAAAUGUAUUUGUUAUAAAUAGUAGAUCAAAUCCCAGCCUGUGCUCUGCUGCUGGCCUGAAGCUGCAGGGUCCAUUACGGGCUACAAUAGCAUUAUGAUGUUAUCUUUGGCCUGAUUAUAAAUAUCUCUCUAGUCUCUGCUUAGCUAUGAUGUGUCCUGGCAAUGCUACGGAAGUCAGUAUUAGCGAGGCGCGUG
This is a messenger RNA of Pungitius pungitius (ninespine stickleback), 1789 nucleotides long. Its product is annotated as zinc-binding protein A33. The transcript has 7 exons. The record is from RefSeq and is a predicted model, not a curated record. Gene Ontology annotation, molecular function: protein binding; ubiquitin protein ligase activity. NCBI's taxonomy places the organism in Eukaryota, Metazoa, Chordata, Actinopteri, Perciformes, Gasterosteidae. The coding region runs from base 86 to 1174 and encodes 362 amino acids. Gene Ontology annotation, biological process: protein ubiquitination. Gene Ontology annotation, cellular component: cytoplasm.